This is a messenger RNA of Aspergillus pseudonomiae, 926 nucleotides long. RefSeq names its product putative IgE-binding protein. The transcript has 2 exons. The record is from RefSeq and is a predicted model, not a curated record. The coding region runs from base 130 to 732 and encodes 200 amino acids. NCBI's taxonomy places the organism in Eukaryota, Fungi, Ascomycota, Eurotiomycetes, Eurotiales, Aspergillaceae.
AGAUCCCAAAGUCCCGUAUAAAUAAUUCCCUGCGACCCCGUCCCAAGCCAUCAUCUCCUAAAUUUAUAACAUCUAUCUUUAAGGACCACCCACGUCGGAUAUAAACAAAGACAAUCCCAUUCAUUCACCAUGAAGUUCCUCGCCAUCUCCGCCCUUGUUGCCGCAGUCUCUGCUUUUCCCUCCGUCCCUGCCCCCAAAGCUCAGAAUGACCCCAAUGCCUUCGGCGUCGUCGCCACUCGUUCGGGCUCUCCCAUCCACUUCCUUACCCUGAACGCCGCCAGCUCCCACUUCUACCUCGGCGGCAAGGCCUCCACCUACUGCCCUGAGCCCGUCGAGAAGCUGGGCGCCUGCCCCCCGGGCAAGGAGACUGCUCUCCUGGGCGACAAGUACCUUGACGUCGCUGUCCCCGGCGGCCAGAGCAUCUAUGUCGACCCCAAGGGCGCUCUCUCUUUCACCGCCCCUCACUCCGGCUACUUUCCCCCGGGCUCCUCGACUGAGGGCUUCGCCUACAAGCCCGGCAAGAACGGCACCCUAGGCAGCUGGACCUACAAGAACGGCUUCAUGGCCUGCCCCACGACCAACAGCACCAUCGUGCCCGGUAACCCCAAGUGGCAGGUCUUCGCUGCCUCCAACAACGCCACCGUCCCCACCGGCAACGUCCGGGACUGCCUCGGAUUCUCGGCCGUUGCUGCGCCUUACAAGGGACCCGCCGCUGCCUGGGAGUACAUCUAAACUUGUUACUCCAGGCAUGUUUCUUCAAUCCCCUCGACGAGUGCAAGAACCAGACAUACUCGAAUAGUAUAUACGGCCCCAAAAUAGAAACAUACAAGGGGGGAGAUAUUCGACACGCGCACCAUGUGAAAUCACAUCCUGGAGUCGAGGAUUAUGUAUUAUACGCUUCUAUUCUGUGAAUAUGAAACCCGAUC